CGCACCACCGACGAAGGAAAAUUCAGGAAGUCAUCGUACGGCGUCCGGAGGGAUUCGAAACACAUGGAAGGCGACGUCACCAACGUGAACAGAAAAUGCUCGGCCGUCACCGGAAGUGGCCGCAAACUGAAGGACAACGCAGCCGACUGGCACAACUUAAUGCUGCGCUGGGAGAAGCUCAACGAUGAAGGCUUCACCAUCGCGUCAAACAUCGUCAACGCCAGGAGAAGCAGCGCCUCUGUCUCACCCCUGUGCAGCGGCGAGGCGGAAGGAUCUUCGGGGGAUCUCGUGCUGGGGAACUCGGCGCUUCGUGAGGAAUGUGAAAAACUGGAGGACGUCGUCAACAAAAUGGCGGCCAUCGUGGCCAAGAUGGAGCGGCUGAUGGCGUCGCAGCGAGGCCUGGUGGACCUGGAGGAAUUUCAGUUUGGGCCCCAAGGCAGGAAGGUUCCGCUCUUCCACGGCUGGAAUGCCAAAGACUUUGUGUCUUCGUGCGGCCUCCUGCUGCGGUCGUUCACGUCGGAGCUGCGUCUGAAGCGCGUCCUGCUCCGGGAAGUGGCGCACUGCGCCGACCGGGACCUGAGCUUGGUGUACCUUUCGUGCUGGCUCCACCAGCCGCUGGUGCCGGCGCGCGCCCGCCUGGCCCUGGAGGCGGUCCUGCUGGAGACGGGCCAGCGACACCUUCCCGGUUGACAAUGGCUUUUAUUGUGAAAACAGGAAGCGAGACCAACGAGCGCCGGCCGGGCGUACACGAGCCCAAAAGUCGUAAAAAUAGCGCAGCUUUGUUUCUCACAUUUAUCUACAUAUUCACAACGCAAAUAUGAAAAGGAACAUUUACAACAAGCUCUUAAAAAUCAAAUCAUCGCUUGACGGUCGCGCUCCGAAUCAUGUUUGGAUCGCAACGGUGUGGAGGAGAAGAGCGCAACGUGAGAAAUAAAUAGGAACC
Messenger RNA from Hippocampus comes (tiger tail seahorse), 943 nucleotides. It is a transcript of the gene cinp, whose product is annotated as cyclin dependent kinase 2 interacting protein. Lineage: Eukaryota; Metazoa; Chordata; Actinopteri; Syngnathiformes; Syngnathidae. The record is from RefSeq and is a predicted model, not a curated record. The transcript has 5 exons. The coding region runs from base 64 to 690 and encodes 208 amino acids.